Messenger RNA from Leptopilina boulardi, 9068 nucleotides. RefSeq names its product kinesin-related protein 4-like. The transcript is spliced from 14 exons. Lineage: Eukaryota; Metazoa; Arthropoda; Insecta; Hymenoptera; Figitidae. Gene Ontology annotation, biological process: microtubule-based movement; mitotic cell cycle. The record is from RefSeq and is a predicted model, not a curated record. Gene Ontology annotation, cellular component: microtubule. Bases 148 to 8805 code for a protein of 2885 amino acids. Gene Ontology annotation, molecular function: microtubule binding; plus-end-directed microtubule motor activity; ATP binding.
AAUUAUAUCAAAAAAGACAGUUGAAAGCGUGCUUAAAAGUGAAACAUAUACCAUUGAUGAAAAAUGUUUUGGAUAGAUAAUUUAUAACAUUUUAUAUAAAUAUUUCUAUCUAUUUAUCAUCGUGUAUAUAAUUUUAGUUUGUAAAAAAUGUCAGAUAAUAUAAAAGUUGCUAUAAAGGUGAGACCUUUAGUAAAACGUGAAAUUGACGAUUCCGAAUGUAUACAAUGGAACGUAAGUGGAAACACCAUCACUCCAGUGGAUUCGAAAAAAAGAAGUGAAGGAGGAUUUCAGUUUGAUCAUAUAUUUGACAUGGAAAUAAAAAAUGAUGUCAUAUUUGACACUGUCGUUAAGCCCAUUAUAAAUUCCGCUGUUGAUGGAUUCAAUGGGACAGUUUUUGCCUAUGGACAAACAGGAUCAGGAAAAACAUAUACUAUGAUGGGAAAGAAGAAAGAACCUGGAAUAACUCCACUGGCAAUCCAACAUAUGUUCGAUACAAUAGAAAAAAAAAUGGGUCGAGAAUUUUUAAUAAGAUUUUCUUAUUUUGAAAUUUACAACGAGAAAAUAAACGAUCUAAUGGAAAUCGGUAAUACAGAUUUAAAAGUAAGAGAGGAAAAUGGUCGAAUUUUCGUUAAUAAUUGUACGGAGAGAGUGACUAAUAGUGUAAAACAAAUGUUGGAUGCUAUGAGUAAGGGCGAAAAAAAUCGUAGUAUUGGCAUAACAAACAUGAACGAUCGCAGUAGUCGGAGUCAUACGAUUUUCAGAAUUACUAUCGAGAGUCGGGAUUCCACAAACGACUCCGAUGGUGCAAUUCAAAUAUCACAAUUGAAUUUGGUGGAUUUGGCGGGUUCAGAGAGAGCGUCACAAACAGGCGCAACAGGCGAACGUUUCAAAGAAGGAACACAUAUUAAUUCAUCGCUCUCGUGUCUUGGCUUUGUGAUAAAACAACUCAGUGAACAUCAGGAGAAGGACAAGCCUAGAUAUAUAAAUUUCCGUGACAGUAUAUUGACAAGGAUUUUACAAGCAUCACUUGGUGGUAAUUCCUUGACGGCAAUUAUUUGCACAGUUACACCGGCGAGUUUUAGCGAAACCCAUUGCACACUCUCAUUUGCGUCAAGAGCUAAAAGUGUCACGAACAAACCUAAACUAAAUGAAGACCUCAGUGAUGAAGCCCUUUUAACAAGAUACAAAAAGCGAAUUAAGGAACUUUCACAAGAACUUGCGAAAGCGAAUAAAACGAUUGCAAAUAGUAAAAAUGAUAAUGGACUGGCUGAUAGAAUGGAAUUAUUAAAAGAAUACAUUGUUAGUGGAAAUAAAAAGACAUACGUAAGAAGACGUUCAUGUCCAGUAAAGUUUGAAAUAAAUGCAUUUCCUCUUCAACCAAUAAUUGAAGAAACGCCGAAGCAAGACAAAAUCAAGAAAUUCAAACGAAGACAAAGUAUCAUGCAAAGUGCAAAUUUCGCGAAAGAGACAGCGACAGCGCUUGCCGAUUUUGAAAUUAAUCUCCUUAACUCUGAAAUUGAACCGGAAGAAGAGUUUGCCAUGGAUGAGUCUCAAGAAAAUUUUGUCAUUAAACGAAGACAAUUAAAAUCCCGUGUUCAAUUUAAUGACGUUGAUGAUGUUUUAAUAAUUGACACAGAUUUUACUUCACCAGACAAUGUUAUGGAAAAUAAAUGCAAUUGUUCGAUGGCAACAUCGCCUGGGACGCCAAAAAGUGUUUUACGUGAAAGAUAUAAGGCUCUUGCUGAGGAACACAGUGAACUUGCGGAAAACACGAUUUUGGAGAAACAAUUGGACAAAGAAAAUUAUGAAACGAUGCGAAAUCUUAAAAAAUCAUUAGAUGAUACAAGUAUUUUAUACUCAGACGUAAACAAGAAAUAUUCUGAUCUACAGACUGAACAUUCGAAUCUUAUGGAGGAAGUUGUCUCUCUAAGGAAACAAGUUGAGUCUUUUUCUGCGGUUCAGAAACGACUUGGAAUAAUAGAAAUCGAGAAUAAGGAACUGCAUAAUAAAUUGAAUAUAUCCCUAAAGGCCCAAAAAUUUGCUGAAGAUGAAAAUGUGUCAAUCGCUUAUCAACUCGAAUCGUUGUCAACUAAAUUUAAGAACCGUGAAAAAGAACUCGAAUUAUCAUUACAGACCGCAUGGAAAUCCAGUGACAAACCGCAAAUUGAACAAUCGUCAAAUGAAAUUAUUCGACUUGAAAAUCUCGUCAAAACACUCAACGAUGAAAAUGAACAAUUAAAGAAGCAAAAACCACAAAUCGACGAAUCCGAUACAAUAGUUGUGGAAAUGGACAGUCUUAAGGAAAAACUUGAGGAAACAAAUCGUCUAUUGAAAGAAUCCAAUUUCGAAAAAUCCUCACUCAUUGAUCGUUUAGAUUGUUUAUCGCAAAAAAUGUUAAUGAAAACGAAAAUCGACGAAUACGAAAAUUUAUUGAGUAACUUGGAGGAGGACAAAAUCCAUACUCUGGAACGAUUUGACGAGUUAGCCAAAGAACUUGAACAACAAGAAUCAGGUCUCGAAAUGACAACUUUACAAAAGGCCGUCGACAAUUUGAGUUUACAUCUCACUGAAUAUGAACGUGAAAAUGUGCACGUGCGACGGAAAUUUUCCACUUUGCUCGCUUACAUUGAAUUUGCUUGUCAACAAAAUGUCGACAAUAAACUUGCCGACGAGGAAGUCAUCGAUAUUUCAACGAAUUUUAAGAAUUGGCGAAAAAGCAUUUCUUAUGAUGAGAAGGAGAAAGGUGACAUUAUUUUGGAAUUAAAAAAAUUCCGCGAAACUCUCAUUAGACGAUCAAAGAGUUUGGAAUUGAAAACCGAGAACGAAAAAGUUUGCGCAAAAGAAACAACGAAAAUCGACAAAGAAACUUCAACGGAUAAUGACAUAAAAAUUAUCGAAAUUAAUAAAAAACUCAACAAAGAUAAUGUAAAAUUGAAUAGCGAGCUAGCUGAAAUAAAAGCAAAAUUAUUGGAAAGCGAUGAGAAAUGGAAAGAUUAUGAGAAUCUCGUAUUAAAAUUGAAAGACAAUGAAACAAAAAUUUCUGAAUUAAUCGCAAAACUAGAAAAACUUGAGACUGAGAAUUCGAAAAUGAUGUCAAAUUUCCAAGAAAAUGUUUAUGUUUACGAAAAGGAAAUUUUGGAACUGAAAUCGAAAAUUCUCAAUUUUGAUGUUGAAAAAGAGGUACGAGAAUCAAAAUUGCACGAGGUUAACUUGGAAAAUUCUCAACUCAAGUCGCAAAUUUCCGAAGUGGAGAAAAUAAUCAUAGAUUGCAAAACAAAAAUUGAGGAAAACCAACGGGAGAAAGGAGAAAUAGAACAAGAAAUAACAGAAAAACAUCAACAACUUAAAGGAAAAGAACAAGAAAUCAAAGAAAAAGAAGAAAAAAUAAUAGAAAUCUUGAAAAAAUCCAAAGAACUCGAGCAGUUGAAUUCGGAAUUGAAAUUAAAAUUUUCUGAGGCAAGCGAAACUAUUAAAAAUUAUGUGGAAAUCGUUGAAUCUUUGAAAGUGCAAACAAAUCUCGAAACAAAAUCUUUCGAGUCAAAAAUCAUUCAACUUGAGGCGAUAAAUGCCAAAUUUAAAACCCACACAGAAUCUAAUAAUCAUGAAAUGAAAUCUCUCGAAUCCAAAGUCAAAGAACUCGAAGAAGAAAAUGCCGAACUGAAAAUCCAUUUGGAAUCGAAUAAUCCCAAAGAAAUUGAAACGAGUUUCUGCGCAAUUGAUACACGACUGGAGGAAAAAGAUGCCGAAAUCUCCCAAUUAACUCUACGUAUAAAAGAACUUGGUGACGAGAAUUUUGAGUUUAAAUCACGAAUAGAUGACGUCGAGGAGAAAUUGAAAAAUUAUCAAAUCUCUAUAAAUUCACUAAACACCGAUAACGAAUCUCUAGCCACAAAAUUACAAGAAAAAGAAAUGGAUCUUUCACAUUUGAAAAUUCGAUACAAAGAAUUGGAGAAUGCGAACAAUAGUUUAGCGAAAUCCCAACAACAAUCAAUGAACAACACCAACGACGAAACGUACACCGAGGCUGGUGAGGAAUUAGUCAAAAGUUGUUUGGCGGCAAAUGACGCAUUUAAAAAACGUCUCGAGGAUUUCGAAAAAAAUGUCUCGAUAUUCCGCGACAACGUCGACGAGCAAAAAACAUUUGUCGAGGGCAUUGAAAAAAGCAAUUUAGAACAAAACACAAAUUUACACAUCACAAAUACAAUGUCAUCAACACCAACGAAAAUUGAUAAAUCAAUUAUUUGUGAGACGCCGAAAAGUGAAAAUGAUUUUACUAGUAUAUUCACAAACGUGAGUUACUUCGAGAAAAUGGAAGUCGAUGAUUCUGUGAACGAGACACAAGUAAGUGAAUUUCACGAAAAUUCCUGUCAACCGGAAAAUGAGACGCAAGAUAUCACCGUGCCAACAAUUAUGAUCAAUAUUCUAAAAUCGAAUGAUGUGCAGACUCUUAAGCAACGCAUCAAAGACUUGGAAUUACAAAAUGAGCACCUAGAUGUUCUUUAUAAAGAUUUAAUGAAGCAAAUUAAUGAGAAAGAAGGUCAAGAAUUAUGGGACAAGAUCGAACAGUUCAAAAAUGUGAAAAUUUCCCUCGAAAUCGAGAACGCAAGACUUCGCGAUGAUAUUCAAUUGAAAAUUCAUGAAACCGAGGAAAUCAAGAACGGAAUUCAAGGAUUGAAAAUGGAUGUCGAAAAACUUCAGCAAACCAUUUAUUUGCUCAAUACGGAAAAUUUAGAACUCACCUUCAAACUCAAUGCCGAGAAAGAGAAAAAUCAAUCAGAAUUGAUUAAUUGCGAGAAGAUGGAAAUUUUGCAACAGGAAAAUAAUAAAUUAACUCAAGAAUUGACGAGCAAGGUGAAAGAAUUAAAUUCAAUAAAGGAAUGCAAAGCACUUGAGUACGAACAUCAAUGUGUUUACAAAGACAAGAACAAACUUCUCCAAGAGGAGAAUAAUUCCCUUCAAAAUGAAAUUACCGAUUUGUCAGAUGAUCUCAUGAAACAUAUUGACGAAUCCGAGACGAUUAAACAACAACUUGAGGUAGCUUUGAAAAAAGUGGAAGUAUACCAAAAAACACCUUCAGACUCGCCGAAAAAUAUGGAAGAUAUUCUUGAGGAUAAAAAACAUCUACAGGCGGAAGUAAUCGAAUUAAAAUCCCAAGUGACAAAACUCUCCAAUGAAAAUGCACAAGUGACCUCUGAUCAACUCGAAAAAAGUUUCGAGACUCAGAAAACUCUGAAAUCACAAAAUCGUCAUCGUAUCAGUAACAGCUGUAAAAUUGAUGAAAAUGUUGAAAAUUUAAAUGACAAAAUCAAACAACAAGAGGAACAAAUCGAGCAUUUGACAAUAAUGAACGAGAAAUUGAGCGAUUUGAAAUUGAGCGCUUGCACACAAUGCUCACAUCUUAAGGAAUUAAAUGAGAACAAAAGAGCCCUGAAACUUGAAGUCAAAUGUUUGACUAAUAAACUCGAGGAUAUACAAUUGCGUUUUCAGGAAAAAUGUCUCAACGCAGAGCCAUUGCGAUUAAAAGCCAACGAGGAAUUAAAUAUGAGUUUCACUCUAAAUGGAAGUGUCACAGAGACGAUGAGCGUCACUCUUAUGGAGGAGAAUAUUCGUCAUCUCAGCAAUGAAAAAGAAACACUCAAAGAGGAAUACGAGAAACUUACGAUUCUUUAUCAAGACAAGUGUUCUGAUCUCGUGACACUUCAAGAGCAUCAAAUCAUUACAAAUUCCCCAUCAACAAGCCCAUCAGGUGGAAAAAUGCAAAGACUCUCAAAAGUUGAGUCAUCUAUUAAGGCAAUUGGCGAUGAUCUUCAACAGCAAAAGGAAAAAUUGGCGACGCUCAAUAGCGAAUUACAAAAGUACAAAGAACUCGAGGAUAAAUUGAAGAAUUCGCAAGAAAUUUUAGCUUCCACUCAAGAAACAUUGACAAUUACCCAAGAUAAUCUAGCGACUGUCAAGGAAACGUCAAACAUCGCCGAGGAGAAGAUAAAACUUCUAGAGAAUGACAUUGCAAUUUUAUACGAAAACAUUAAGGAGCACAAGGAAACGGCCAAGGAUCUUCAAUCCCAAAAAUUAAACCUAGAGGUUGAAUUGCAAAUCUCCCGAGGCGAAAUUGUGACUCAAAAAGGCAUGAACGAAGAAAAGAAUUGUCUAAUUUCACAACUUCAGUUAGAAAGAGAACAGCUGCUCACUCGGCAAAAGGACGAAGAUACAAAUCGCGAAUUACUGGAAUCGACUAUCAAGGAAACUCGCCAACAGCUUGAAAUAGCCAAGCAAAGAAUUAAAGAAAUCGACGCCAAUCUCGCUCAGGCUCUUAAAGAGAAUCAAGAUUUCAAGAACGAAAUCACAAGACUACAGAAUGAAUGCGUUUUCAUUAAGAAUAAUGAAACCAAAGAAACCAAAAUUGAAAGAGAAUUAGAAUCCGCAAGAAAGUUAAUUAUCAAAGAGACAAUGUCCCUCACGUCGAAAAUCGACGACGAUCCAUCAAAAUCAGUUAGCGAUAUUUUCAAAAAUUUCGUAAAAACAAUCCUCUCCAAGGAGCACGAGGUAAUACAAGCCGUAAAGGAAAAUUUCGAUCAAGAAAAAGGAAAGCUUAUUGAGGAAAAACAACAGAGUGAUGAUGCGAAAAAACGCGCCAACACCUGGGCAAAGUCACUGGAAACCGAUAUCGAGAAAAUCCAUCGCGAUUUAUCGGAUCUUGAAUCCAAAAAUCAUCAACUAGAAAAACAAAUCGAUCGUCUUGAAAAUAGUCUCAAAGAUACCGAACACGAGAAUCAAAAUCUACGCGAAAAAUUCCAAACUCUCCAGAUUGAUCACAAUCAACUGCAAACCGACUUUGAAAAAAUUGAUCUCCAUUAUCAGGAAAUUGAAAAUCAGGACAAACUUGAAGCAUCAAUAAAGCACCACGAACUCGAAUUCCAAACGCGAAUGAAGCAACAAAAGGAGGAAUAUAAUCAAAAACUGGAAGAAUUGGAACAAACUGUGAAAAAUCUCCAAACUGUGAAUAUGGAUCUCAAGAAUAAUGUCGAAGGCCUCGAGAUUAAUGAAAAACAGCUCAAGAACAUCAUUGACAUUAAAACAAAUGACCUGUCAAAGAAUAAUCAACUUCUGAAAGAAUUACACUCAGAGGUAAAUAAAAUCACCCAAAGUAAUGAUCAACUAAUUUUCGAGAAUCAGGAAAAAAGAGACCGAAUAGAAGAGAUUACUUCACUAUUAAAAGAUAAAUGCGACAGUCUCUCUGAAUAUAAAACAAAACUCGAGACACUAAUGCCGGAAUAUAAUAACUUUAAAUACCAAAUAGAGGAGCGAAAGCAGAUUAUUCAAAAAUGUCGUCAAGAAAUAGAAACAAUGAAAAUUGAACACACACAAGAGAUAAAUACUCUAAAUGACAAGAUUCAAGAAGAGGAGAUCAAUUCCCAGGGAUUAAUGAAACAGCUCAAGAAGGUGAAUACCAGGAAUGCGGAAAUUUUCCAAGAAUUAGAAACAGUAAAAAACAAACUUCAAGAAAUGGAAGCAGAUUAUGAUAAACUCAUGCGAAAGGUGCGAAAUUCUACAAGCAAACAUCGCGCCGAACAGGAAAUUGAGGACGUCAUGGACAAGAAUCGUACACUCGAGAAGAAUCUCGAAGGUGCAUCGAAUCGUAUCACCGAACUUAUGGAAGCAAAAGCAAAAGUGAUUAAGGAUCUCGUUGAUGUGCAAUGUCAAUUGAAAAUGAUAAAACGCGAGAACGAUGAAUUACAGUCUUUGAAAUCGCGUCAAAAUUCUUUAAUCGAAUUACGCGGCAAAUACGAGGAACUUCUUCAAGAGAAAAAUACCAUCAAACUCGAACUUGAGGAGAAAAAAUUGUCCCUCGCUCAGAAGGAGAAAUACAUCCAAGAAAUUGAGCAACAAUUAAAUGUGUUACGGGAAAAUAAUGAAGAGCUCGAUAAAGAGGCAGACGAGUUAGCCAAGAAAAUCGAAGAGAACGAAUGCGAUAUAGGAAAAUUGGAAGAUGAAAAUUAUUUUCUUAAGGAGACUAGCAAAAAGGAAAUCGAUGAAUUAAAAAGCAAAUUGAAAACAUCAUUGCAAACCAACACUGACUUAAGGGCGGAAAUUAAUUUACAACGCGACAAUAUUCAACGGGAAAAUGAAGAAAUGAGAUGUAAAAUUACUGAAUUGGAAAAUAAACUUGAAUCGAUGAGCGCCGCAAGUUCGAGAUGUACAAGUCCGUCACUUGAAUUUGACAAUCAAAGAAGAAGGAGAAGAAGUGAACUUUACAAUAAGCAUAGAAAUCUCGAGGAAUUCAGUGACUCGGGUGUGAGUUCGAAUUGUCAAUGUUCUGAAUUGAGAAAAAGUAUCUCCGAAAUGGGUAGAGAGAUCGCGAUGAAAAAUGGAGUGAUUGCCACACUCAAUAUUCAAAUUCAAAGUGAAAAUUUCCCAUAUGAAAAGAAGUGCAAAGAUUUACAGGAUGAAUUGGAUCUUGUGAAAAAUAAGUGUCGUAAGUUGCAACAGGAUGUUAUUAACCACAAGAAGACAAUUGCUGACAAGAGUUUUAAAGAGUGUGAAGUUUGUAAGAAUUGGCGUCUAAAUCAAAGACAUCAAGGGGUCCAGUGUGAAAUAAAAGAGAAAAUAUAUCUCAGUGGUAGGAGCAGUGGAUUCGUGGAAGAAUAUCAAAAGCAAGAGAGACUAGAGAUGGAGAAUAAAUCAUUGGGAGAAAAAAUAAAGAAAAUUGAGAAAGAAAAGGAUAUGAUGAAAAAAUUGUGUCGUAGUCGUCACGCUCAAAUAAAAGAACUUCAAGCAUUACUAGAAAACCGUAAAACGACUACGUAGGAUCUGAUAUGUAAAUACUUGUUUUUUGUCUUUGCACAUUUUUUAAAAUACUUACUUCUGAAACUUUUUUUUACGUAUUCGUUCAUUUUUCAUUGUUCAGUUAUGUGCAAGUUAAAUUUACAAUUUCUUAAUUUAUUGAUAUAAUUAAAGUUAAAAAGCACAUUUUGUAUAUAUACAUAUAAUAUUAUAAUUGUGGAAAAAAAAUUUUAAAAAACAUCGUAAAACGAUGUUUAAUAAAGAUAUUUUCAUAAUUUUUCAAAUUA